AUGUAUUUCCUCUCGCGCUACAAAGACUACACGCCGCUAUGGUCGGACGUUGCGGCGCUGAAGCAGACCAGUCGCCAGAAUGUGGUCCGAAUAAUCGCGGCUUUGGUCCUUCUCGCUGCGUCGGCGGUGCUCAACGUGUAUUUCAUCUACAAGUUGUCACAUAGAUGGUUCACGACCCCUUUAGAUAACUAUCAGCAUUUAAAUGUACAUCCUAUAGUAAACGAAGCGUUCUACAGCUCGCUCGCAAAGCCGGCCGCAGACGAAACAGCUGUCGUGACAUGCAUGUACACCGACUCGUACGCGACCGCGAUCGCCAACCUCGGCCACUCACUCAGCCGCGUAAACAGCACGGCGCGGCGGAUCCUGUUCUACCUGCCGGAGCACAUCUCGGACGAGGCGCUGUGUAUCGCGUCGGCAACGGGCUUCACGCCGCACCCCGUGUCGCGGAUCGCGCCGCCGCACAACGGGGAGGGCACGCACGCGCGGUUCAUGGACGCGUACUCGAAGCUGAAUCUUUGGACGUUGGGCGACGAGGGCGUGCGGGCAGUGGUGCACCUGGACGCCGACACACUGGUGGUGCGCAAUUUUGACGAGCUGUUCGCGCUGCCGUUCAACUUUGGGGCGGUGCCGGACGUCUACGUUGGCUCACACGGGUUCGCGCUGGAGUUCAACACGGGCGUGAUCUUCGCACGGCCGUCGACGGAGGUGUUCCGGGACAUGAUGGCGAAGAUGCAGACGGCGUCGUACGACGGGAUCCAGGCGGACCAGGCGUUCUUGAACCAGUAUUACGCGGCAGAGGCGGUGCGGCUGCCCUACGUGUACAACGCAAACCUCGCCAUCAAGAAGCGCAAGCCGGGGAUGUGGGAGGACCUGCGGAACCGCACGCGUAUCGUGCACUACACGCUCGUCAAGCCAUUUCUUGCCGAGGAGGACAACUCGGGCAAGACGGUGCUGGACAUGCACAGUCUGGCGGAGAACGUGCGGCACCGGAUGGGCGAGUUUGACGGGGCAUUUGACGAGGAACUGCAGACGUGGCUCGAGGUCUGGAACGAGACGUAUCGGAUUUACAACGAUGCAUUAACGCAGUGCGGCUCCAUCAAGUCGCGCUCAUGA
Molecule: messenger RNA, 1113 nt
Organism: Postia placenta MAD-698-R-SB12
Lineage: Eukaryota; Fungi; Basidiomycota; Agaricomycetes; Polyporales; Adustoporiaceae
Product: glycosyltransferase family 8 protein
Exons: 2
Coding region: 1-1113 (370 amino acids)
Molecular function (GO): glycosyltransferase activity
Source: RefSeq, a predicted model, not a curated record